Messenger RNA from Platichthys flesus (European flounder), 2821 nucleotides. Its product is annotated as C-Jun-amino-terminal kinase-interacting protein 1-like. The transcript is spliced from 12 exons. Gene Ontology annotation, biological process: regulation of JNK cascade. Gene Ontology annotation, molecular function: protein binding. Gene Ontology annotation, cellular component: cytoplasm. NCBI's taxonomy places the organism in Eukaryota, Metazoa, Chordata, Actinopteri, Pleuronectiformes, Pleuronectidae. The record is from RefSeq and is a predicted model, not a curated record. The coding region runs from base 36 to 2417 and encodes 793 amino acids.
CCGCCUGUCAACGGGGGGGAUCAACCUGUGCUGUCAUGGACAAAUAUCGACCAAAGAGGCCGACCACCCUGGCUCUGUUCCCACAGCUGCCACAGGCCGGCACCCAGGACACCAUCAACAACAACUCUUUCGGAAAGAAGGACAGUUGGAAGGAGUCCCACUCUUCCUCUCCACACAUCACAGGGGAUCUAGCGCCACCGGAUGUUAAACCAAAAGCAGAGGACAAAGUCCGGCACAACACGCGCCGCCCUGCACCGAAACCUCCCACAGCCAAUGAGGCCAAAAGCCGGACCAACACUCAGGCGGCCGCCAACGCCUCCUCGGACGCUCGCACUCGUCUACGGGACAAACAGGGGACGGGGGCCACGCACACACAGGCCUCCAUCACUCCGAGGAGUCAGAGGAGAGGAGCAGCUACAGCAGCAGGAGGAGGGAGAGGAGGAGGGAGAGGAGGAGGAGGAGGAGGAAGAGGAGCAGCAGUGAUGAGAGACAGGAGCCUGGGGGACGUCAAGGGGAAGGAUGGAGUGACCGCAGGGAGGGAGGAGAGGAGAACAGGGAGGCUGUGUGCGGAGGCCAAGGCCAAGGAGAAGGAGAGGAAUGUACAUCAGAGGCCCAGAGAAACAAAUGGACUGAAGAGCCGGGGGGCCGAGGGGAAAGGGAGAGCGGGUUCUAAAGUGGGGAACCGAGGAGGAGGGGGACUGAAACCAAAUAACCUGCUGGCGAACCAGGAGGUAUACCUGCCGGCCAUGGUGGUCCCACGCACACCUGUAGCCCCGAGGACCCAGGAUAAGACCCAGGACAAGACCCAGGACAAGACCCGGGACAAGACCCAGGACAAGAUCCAGGUUAAGACCCGGGACAAGACCCAGGACAAGACCCAGGACAACACCAAGGAGCAAGGCCAAAGCCAUGACGGGACCCAGGAUAACCCCCGGGCCAUGUCCCGGUCCAGCAGUGAGGGGGGGUCAAACAGGAUGUCCCUAAGCUCUGACACAGAGGGGCCCCCACCAGGGCCCCCCCCAGGGCCCCUGCACCCGUCUCUAUCCCACCGAACCAACUCUGACAUCAGGGAGGAGGACGGGGAGGGAGACCCAACUCCCUGCCGGAAUGUCCAGAACCGUCCGUCCCUCUGCCCUGCGGGGGAUGAAAUCACUGAGAUGGACUGCACCAUGUCAGAGGUGGAUGCAGGGGGGGGACGAGGUGACAGGCACUCAGCUGUCUUUCAGGGAGAUGCUGUGGCUGCUCGGACUCUAACAAAGAGCGGGACUGCAGCAGCGUUGAAUUAUGACUCAGUGAAAUACACUCUGGUGGUGGACGAACACGCUCGGCUGGAGCUCGUCCGCCUCCAGGACUGUUUGCACGGAAACAACGAGCACAACGACGACAGCGACACGGAGACGGUCUAUCAGUCAGCCAAUGAGGACGAAGACACAGAUUAUGAGGAGGAGAGGAAGAGGAGCGAGGAAGUAAGAAACCAAGAGAGAAGAAAGGACAAGGAGGAGGCGAAGAAGAAGAGGUGGGAAGAAGACGUGAAGAGGAGGAGAGAGGAGGAGGUGAAGAGGAGGAAGGACGUGGUAACAAAGAUCGGCAGACAGUCCAAGGUAACGUUGAGCACAGCGUCAGGGGAGGAGGAGUCUCUUGGAGGAAGAGGCGGAGCUCCCAGCAGCAGGAAGUUCCUCAACCUGUUUGCCAACAACAGCCAUUACAGCGCCACUGGCGCCGGGUGUUUUGGUGUCUUCUCCUGUGUUCUGGACGGAGUGGAGCGACCGCAGAGCCACCGUGCCGUCUACAGGUUCGUCCCCCGUCAUGCGGACGAGCUUCAUCUGGAGACGGACGACCCGGUGCUGUUGCUGAAGCAGUGCGAGGACCUGUGGUGUCAGGGUUACAACAUGAGGACCGGAACUACGGGCAUCUUCCCGGCCUUCUACGUCGUCAAGUUGGACAAAGAUAUUAACCAAGUACAGAAAGACGGUUGGGUAGAAAAGUUCCAGGUGCGAUUCCUGGGUUCGGUUCAGGUCCCGGUCCACAAAGGCCGCGACGUGAUGUGUGCCGCGAUGCAGAAGGUUGCAUGUAACAGGCGGUUAGCAGGUCAGCCUCCCUCGGCCUGUGUGCUGGAGGUCAGUCUGAAGGGGGUGAAGAUCAACGUCCAGGACCAGUGUCACUCUGCUCACAGGGGUGACCAGUGUUUCCACUUUUUCCAGUUGAAGAACAUCUCGUUCUGUGGUUGUCAUCCAAAACACAGCAAGUAUUUUGGUCUCAUCACCAAACAUCCCGACCAACACCGCUUCGCUUGUCACGUGAUGAUGUCAGAUACAACAUUACAUCCUCUGGCCGAGUCUGUGGGGAGGGCGUUCCAGCAGUAUUACAAGGAGCACAUCGGCUACUCCUGCCCCACUGAAGACAUCUUCAUCGAAUAGCACCUCUCCUCCAUCCUUUGUACUGAAUACUCACUAUGUGCAUGUAAGCCUGGUCUUACACCGCAGACUGGACGCUGAUAUAUCUUCAUCAGAGAACUUGCAUGGUGGAUUUUCUUUUCUCAUCUGUGACACAGCGAGCGUUUCCUCCCUUUGACCUUGUCUCAAAAGUAACACCUCUAUGGAUUGAUAGGAUCACGUGAGAUGUCCCCAACAAAUGUAACAUAACCCAAACAAAUAUCUGAUAUUGAUAUAUUUUAUAGAGUCAAAUAACGUAUACGUAACUACACAAAAGUAUUGGUAGGUAAAGUACGUAGGGAGUACGGAGGCAAUUUAAAGACAGAAGGUUUACAGUUUAUAGUCUCUGAAAGUGGACCCAGUGCGUAAACCAAAAAUACCCCCCCCCC